AUGUUUAAAAAGUUUAAAGAUAAGCUUGCAGAAGAAAUGAAACAAUCGCCUGCCAGGUUGCAAGCGAGCAUGCAACAACUAGCACAGGCAGUUGUAUCUCCUGCUUUGUCCAAUACAUCAGUACAGGAAUUAUCUGUAUCUAAUGACAAUUUUAGUUUAACAGAAGAAGGAGAUGAAACUCCCAAAAAUAGUCCUAUUAAACAUGGUUUUCAAAAUGUAGAUUUAGUGUCACCCAUAUCAAACUCGUUAGGUAUGUCAAGAAGAUCUUCAAUUAGCAGUAUCACUAGUGACACUUCAUCCCUUUUUCCAAUUUAUGAAAGUCCUGCUAAUUUAUAUCAUUUGCAGUCUGAUAUGGACCAAUCUGCAAGUGAGAUAGAUGAAAAUAUAAAUUCACAAUUAGAUAAAGUUACAAAAGAUCAAAUAUAUUCAGCAUAUCGAAAAAUACAAGCAAAGUAUCAUAAAUAUCGUGGAAGAUACACAGAUCUAGCAACACAUUAUAAGGAAUUGGAAAGAGUAAAUAGUAAACUAGAAUCAGUUUUAGUAGAAACACAAGAUAAAGUAUUAAGAAGAAUAGUUGAUUUGAAAGAACAGUGUCAAUUAGAACAACAAGCAAAAGCUCAUUUGGAAGAGGCAUUGAGAAAUGACAUUGAAGAAAAAGAUCACAUAAUAAAUACAUUGAACACAAAGAUUAAACUUUUGCAAGCAAGUGGACCAAAUUUAGAAACUACAUUAUCAGAUACUACCAAUGAUCAAAAAGAAAAUUUAAAGGAUAAUCUCAUUGAUCUUAGUACUAGUUCAUCAAUUUCCAAUGAAAAUACUUUGUUAGUUGAAAAUUCACAAUUAAAGGAUAAAUUAAAAAAAUUGGAAAAUAUUGUGCUCAAAUACAAAGAAUCUUUGAAACGAAAUAAAGAAAAAUUUACUGAAAUAUUGACAGAGAAAAUUACAUUGGAAUUUGAGUAUGAAACAUUAAAAAAUUCUUAUGCAGAAAAAGAAAAAGAGAUAAAUUGUACCCAAAAAGAAAUUAAAAACUUAACAGAUCAAAUGACUAUUUUAAAAAAACGUGAAGAAGAAUCUGUAAUAUCACUAGCUGAAAAUAAACUUUCAAUACAUAGAGAAUUAGAAGACAAGGAAGAACAAAUAAAAAAACUACAAUUAGAUUUAAAGCAUAUGACAGAAUCGAAAGAGAACUUAAGUGAAGUUGUUAAUAAAUAUAAAGUUGAAUUAGAAAAAUUAAAACUAUCACAUAGUUCCAAAAAUUCUGAUUCAGAAAAAAAAGAGGUUAUACAAGAUUAUUUAAAAUCUAAACUAGAUGAGAAGGAAAAUGAAUUUCAGGAGAUAAAAAUUAAAUUAGAAGAAUUACAAAAACUUACUAAAGAAUAUCAGACAGAUAAAGAAAAAUUGUAUAUGGAAUUUUCAAAUUAUAAAUUAAAAUGUGCAGAAAUUCAAAAUGAAUAUGAUGCACAAAAAAUUGUUGCUGAGGAGAAAACAAAAGAAGCAGAAGCAACAAUCGAAAAGUUACAAGCCACUGUGCAAAGCCUUGAUAAAGAACUAGAAAAUAUGAGAAAUGCUUUAAUUGAUAGAGAUAAAGUAUGUGAAAAUUAUAAUGCAAAAGUUCAUGAAUAUGCAACAAUGCUUGAAAAAAUGAAAGAAAAAUUGCUGAUCCAAGAGACGGAAAUGAAAACUUAUAAAGAAAAAAUACAAGACAGUGAAUCUACAAUUUCUGAACUUAAAACCAAAUUAAAAGCAGAUAAUUUUAAUAUUGGUUUACUUCACAAAGAAAAAAAUAAUUUAGUUAAGAAUAUUUCGAAUUAUAAACUUCUUGCCAAAAAAUUAAAAGAAGAUAACACAUACAUUAGAAACAAUACAGUGAAAUAUUUCACAGAUAUUAAUAAUGAAAUUUUUAUUUUAAAAGAUGGCUUUGAUACUUUCCUAGAAAUAAAUAACAUUAUUCCAAAUCAUGCAAAUUUUCAAAUUAAAGUAAAAGAAUUUGAAGAACUCAAACAAAAAUACGAUCAGUUACAAACUGAAUUAAAAGAUACUGUACGUUUUAAAUCAAGUUUAGAAGUAAAUUUAGAAAAAUAUAAUAAACAGUUGCAUGAAAUGUCCAUGAAACUAGAACAACAAUGUGAAAUUGAUGUAAAAAAUCGUAAACUUAUAGCUGAGAUUGAUAAUCUCAAUUUCAAAUUAUAUGAUUUAAGAAAUUUACCUGAACAAAUGAAAUUGUUAACAACGGAAUCUAAAUCUUUACAAGAAGAGUUUAACAAUGUUAAUAACAUGAAUCACUUACUUUCGAAUGAAAUAUGUGAUUUGAAAGUACAACUUGAGGAAGCCCAUAGUAAUACAAUAAAAUUAGAUGAAUUGGAACAGAAGUAUAUGGAAGCAACAGAAACUGUUACAUUAUUAAAAUCUGAGAACUCUAAUUACAAUAAAUUAGAAGCAAAACUAAACACUUUAAAAUCAAAAAUCACAGUUUUAAAUGAAAAUUCAGUUGAAAAAGAUAAGAAAAUAAAUAUUUUGAAUAAAGAAUUGGAAAAUAAAGAAAGUCGUAUAAUUAAUUUAAAAGCUCAAGAAGAAAAACGUGCAAAAUUAAUUGCAACAUAUGAAAAAAGAAUUACUGAACUUACAGAUUCAAAUAAGACAUUACAACAAACCAUUCAAACCAAACUUUUGCAAUUAAAAGAUUUGAAAACUAUUAAACAACAACAAGAUAUUACAAUUCAAAAGUUAACUGACGAAAUUAAUGAAGCAAAAACUUUAUAUAUAAAUGUAUCAGCGCAAUUAGAAAAAUUAGAAAAAGAAAUGAAUAUGUUAAAAUCAGAAAACUGCCAAAUAGUAACAUUAAAAAAUAAUAAUGAAAUUAUCAGCGUUGAAUUAGAACAGUUGAAAUUAAUUCAAAAUGAAAUCAAUUUAGAAAAUAAAGAUUUAAAAGACAAGCAAAACGAAUUUUUGAAACGUAAUCAAGAAUUAAGUGAAUCUAAUGAAAACUUAAAGCAAAAAAUUACAAAUUAUGAAAAAUAUAAUGAACAGUUAGUAACUGAAAAUACACAAUUACAGAAAGAAAUUGAAUUAUACAAAAAUCGUUUAUAUAAAAUUAUAUUAUUAAAUACAGUAAUAGAACCUAUUAAUCAGAAACUGAAUGACCAACUUGAAAAAUUUGAUUCAUAUAAAAAACAAGCAGAAGGCAUUCAAGAACAUCUUAUAAAGGAAAAUGAAAUUUUAAAUAAUGAAUUUGACAGAUUAUGUUUAAUUAAGGUAACUUUAGAAGAUAAUAAUAAUAUAGAAGAAAAGAAUAAAGAACUUGUAACAGAAUUACAAAUUUUAAACAAAGACAUUGCAAGAUUAAAAGCAAUUAAAGAACACUUAAGAUUAGAAAUAAAUAACUUAAAUGAAACAAAAAGUAAUUUAGAGGAGAUACAAUUACAAAAUAAUGAAUUAAUUACUGAAAACUUAUCUUUAAAAAAUAAAAUUACAGAAUUAGGUAAUGUAAAUACAAAGUUGCAAGCUUAUGUAAAUAAGUUAGAAUCUAAGAUUUCCAGUUUAGAUCAAAUAGAAUGUAAGAAUAUUGAAUUAAAAGAUGAACUUGAUACUUUAAAAGUGACAAAUACAGAAUUACUGUCUCAAAUAGAAAAAAAGGACAAAGAAAAAAAACAAUUGACAAUAGAAAUAGACGAAUCACAACUUAUAAUAGAUGAAAAAGUUGCAGAGUUAAAAUUAUUAGAUACUAAAAAUACAGAAUUGUUAAAAGAAAUUGAAAGGUUAAAAUCUUCAACAAUGGACGAAGAAAUAGUAUCAGAAACAGAAGCAUUAACUACUACAGCUGAGUAUUUGAAAGAAACAAUUAAUAAGUUACAGAAUGAAAUAAAAGUUCUUACAGAUUCGAAUAUUACAUUAAAUGAAGAAAUAAAAAAUAUAAAUAGUAGUCAAACUGGAGAUGACUUGUCUAUUAAACAGAGUGAUAAAUUAGAAGAAGAAAAUAAAAAAUUAGAAGCACAACUGGACGAAGCAUUGAUAACAUUCCAAGCAAAAGAAUUGAAAAUGCAUUUCAUUAGUAAUGAAUUAAAAGAUCAAGUACAUAACUUAAAACAGGAAUUGAAAACAAAUGAGGCAGAACAAAGUAUGAGAUUAAAGCAAUUGGUUAAGGAAUUCCAAGCUCAAUUACAUGAUAAGGAAGAAGAGUUACAUGCUGCAUUAGAAAAACGAUUUGAUCGCCAGCAAAAUUAUGAGUCAAAUCUCAUCCAACAAUACAAAGAGCAAUUGAAAGAUUUUCAAAUAGAAUUAACGACAAAAUCGGAACAAAUCGAAAAUCUAAUUUUAGAAAAUAAAAAUUUAAUGUCACAGAAAGCAAAAGAUAUGAAUCAAUUAAUGGAAAAAAUUGCAAUAAUGAAGAAAGAACAUGUAGAUGAAAUUAGAGAUAUAGAAAAGAAAUGGAAAUCAAUUGUACAACAAAAAACUGACAAAUUGGAAGCAAAACACGAGGAAGAAAUGAAUGAAUUAACACGCGAGUGGCGAAAUGAAAGAAGGCUGGAUGAACAAUCUGAUUUAAUUAAUAAGGAAUUAGAAAGUACUUCGCGAGUUGCAAUGGCAGCUGUACAAUCGAAUACUGGUUCUUUUCAUACCCUUCAACAAACACUGACAGCGCAGAGACGAGAAUUAAUUGAACUUAGAAAAAUAAUGAAGUUAAGACAUGAUACAUUAGAAGAUUCAACAGAAAUAGAAUAUCUUAGAAAUAUUUUAUUUGAGUACAUGAUGGGAAGAGAAACAAUGGUGCUUGCUAGAGUAAUCGCUGCAGUUGUCAAAUUUGAUCAAGAACAAACAGCAAAAAUACUUAAAAAAGAAGAAGAUAAAAUGACAUUGCUUGGUUCUCUAGGUCUCACAUAG
Messenger RNA from Eufriesea mexicana, 4878 nucleotides. RefSeq names its product golgin subfamily A member 4. The record is from RefSeq and is a predicted model, not a curated record. NCBI's taxonomy places the organism in Eukaryota, Metazoa, Arthropoda, Insecta, Hymenoptera, Apidae. Gene Ontology annotation, biological process: Golgi vesicle transport. Bases 1 to 4878 code for a protein of 1625 amino acids. The transcript is spliced from 10 exons. Gene Ontology annotation, molecular function: small GTPase binding. Gene Ontology annotation, cellular component: Golgi apparatus.